GAUCUCUAUUAUUGCUAAACUAUCAUCCUCUUCUUCCUGUCUCAGCCUCCUAGAGUGCUAGAAUUACAGGCAUGAACUUUAUUCCUUGGUAGAGCAUCCUGAUUUUUAAAGCUCCAUUUCAACUUGUUGGUUUCAAUAUUUUCCCCCCUCUUAUUUGUCCAUCUAUCAGAAUGACUUCAUUUCCUGGUUUUGAGGAAACAGAAACAAUGGCUAUGGGGAGUGCUCCCUCAGAGACCCUAGAAAAGCAACAAAAAAAGUUGCUUAAAAUCCUCCAACAAGAUCCUGAUACUAUUUUAGAGAAGUUAACCUCUCAGAGGUUGAUUUCUGAGGAUGAGUAUGAGACAGACAGAGUUGUGGAUCCCCUGAAGAAAAGUCAGAGGCCAUUAAUUUUAGUACAGAAGAAGGGAGAGGUGAGCUGUCAGAAUUUUCUCUGAUGCUUAUUUAGUACUAUUCCAGAGUCUGCUGCCACUUGGGGCUUAAGUAAUGAAUUUUUAAAACAGAAUGUAACAGCUUUUCAGUCUGAGGAACUAAGCAAGAAUUCAGAAGAUAUUUCUUCUCCUGGAAAGAAAAAACCUGAGAAUCUUGAGAUCACUCUGUCCUCCAUAGAGAAAGAACACUUAAACUUGAAAAGCUCUGAGCUUUCCAGGGACAAGAACACGAGUCUUAGGCAAACUGUUUUGUUCUCCAGAAACAAUAGAAAGCAAACCACACCAAAAGUCACAUUACUAUAUUCAUUUGAGUAAGCUGAAUGUGAAAUUCCAGCAACUGUUACAUACUUGAGGGAUGGACAAAGAUAUGAGGAGCCAGGUGAUUCUUUAUACUUAAGCAAAGAGGAAUAUCAAGAAUAUUUUGGAUACUGUAAAGAUGCAGAGGAGGAAGAGGAAGAUUAUAAUGAUACAGAUCGCAUUGUAUAUAGUGGUGUAGAAGACUCUUUAAGUAUUAAAACCACAGGCUUCUCUGAUGAAGAACAGAAUUAUAAGGAUUUAGAAACCAACAUUUCACUGGAGGAGGAAGAGAAAUGUAUGGAAGAAAGAAAAAAAGUAUUUAAAGAUGUCCUGUGCUGUUUGAAUACGGAGAGAAGCAGAACGCUUCUGCCAGAUUUUGUUAAACAAUUUGCUUUAGACCGAGGAUACAGGUGGACACCUGAGACUCCAGGAGACUUGGGCUGGAAUUUGCUGAUGAAAGUUCAAGCACUGGAUAUGAUGGCCAGAGAUUCAAUCUUCAGGCACCAGAUUCUGGAUGAAAACAUCAAAGAGGAAUUACUGAUUGGAAUGGAAAACUUGGAAAUUCAAGACAUACAAAUCAUUCAUCCCCUCGAUGUCCUUUGUGUUUGCAUGCUAUGUUCAGAUAGCUCUUUUCGAUGUGAAGGGAUGCCAAAUAUGUAUCAGUGCCAAUUUGCUCUUCCUUUGCUACUUCCAGAUGCUGAAAAUAACAAAAGCAUCUUAAUGCUAGGGGCCAUGAAGGACAUUGUGAAGGAGAAGUCAACACAGUCCUCAAGAAGGCCCACAGGGAAUGCAAAACAGUUUCUGAGUCUGAAGAUGCCUGUUAUCUCUUUUGUGCGUCUGGGACACUGUAGCUUCUCCACGUCCAGAAUCCUCAACAUACUGCUUAGUCCUGCCCAAGAGGAAUCACACAAAAUCUUUCUCCAUCAGGAUUUUUCUGGUCUGGUGCUUCCUCAGCAAAUCUCUGAUGGCCUGGUUGAGAUAACAUGGUGUUUCCCUGAUGCUAAACAAAAGCCCUAAUUUUUCCCAAAGCCUUUGGCUAUGGCCAACCUUCAUGGAGAUCUUGAAAACUUAUAGACACAGUUUGAUUUUUUGAUAUAAGUUUCCUCAGCUGUAUUCUUUUUUACUGAGUGCUUAGGUGAGAAGGAAUGGGGCUUGAUAAUGUUUCUAGGAGAAGCUGCCAUUGAAAGAUGCUACUUUGUCCUCAGUCCCCAAGCCAGAAAGACUGAAGAGGCUCAGAUUUUCCAGAGGAUCCUGAAAUUGAAGCCAUCACAGCUACUCUUCUGGGAGGCAGAGGAACCUGGGAAUAGAAGGAACAUGGAGGGCUUCAAGGUGCCUUCCAGGAAGUGAUUGAUGUCUUCUUCACUCAGAAAUUUGUCUGUGGAGGACAUGGCCUCCCUCGCCAGGGAGUUGGGGAUUCAAAUGGACAAAGACUUUGAGAAUGCUCAAGGAAUGAAAGUUUCCUCUAGUGAAAAUACAUCUGGUACAGCUAAAGGUGAUGGACAACAAAGGCAUAGUUAGCCAAAAAGCUCAUCUGAAAGCCAAGCUCCAGGGAUAAUACCUACAAGGGAGUCCAGGGAUAGAUGUGAAGUCAGCCAUAAUUUUCAGAAUUUUCACCACACUCCAGCAUAAAUGCCUCAUCUACAAAAAUCCUCCCUCUUACCAAUUGAAGGAUUAACUGUGAAGGAUCCGAGCCUAACCUGGAUAAGAGCCAGUUCUGUCACGGGAAAGGGAGUGUGUACUUGGAAGAGCCCCUCUAUUCCGGCAACUUUGUGCAAGGGUGACAUCGUGUGGCAGCCAUCUCAGAAAACUAAUCCGCAGCUCCAGACCUCUCAGUCUAACCCCUCUCCAUCCAAAUCUACUCAGCCCUUAGCCAGGCAUGGUGGCGCACGCCUGUAAUCCCAGCAC
This is a messenger RNA of Fukomys damarensis (Damara mole-rat), 2630 nucleotides long. It is a transcript of the gene Card6, whose product is annotated as caspase recruitment domain family member 6. NCBI's taxonomy places the organism in Eukaryota, Metazoa, Chordata, Mammalia, Rodentia, Bathyergidae. Gene Ontology annotation, biological process: regulation of apoptotic process. The record is from RefSeq and is a predicted model, not a curated record.